CGGUACGACAAGACUUCGCAGACCCGGGUCAGACUCCCACAAACUGCAGACAACAUACCUAGGGUUUUCCUUGGAAAGACAGAAAGAUUUCGCCCGGCGUGGUACGAGAGCGUUCCGAUGCAGCAGACAAACACCGUCGUCGAAACGGAGACACAACUCCCUCUGGGAUGGCGCGAGAGGUUGAGUCCGUCCAAGCUAAAGACAAUACCAGGCCGUUAUAACCUACCCCGAAUGUUUAGCCACUCGUCUAAGCAACAAAUGCGAGAAUCCGGCCCCAACCCGACAAGGAGUAUCUCCGCUUUGCAAACCUCUUUUAAGAUCACAGAUACCUUUGAGCUACUGAGGACAAGAAGAUGGAGCGUAUUCGACGUGCAAUAUCUUGGAUUGGCUGGUUUCACCAUUUUCUCGCUAUGGAUUAUUGAUCCGUCGGCGCCUAUUAUUAAGACCCUCGCCGCCACGGGGUACCUGUCGCUUUUGUUCAUGCCCAUAACAAGACAAUUCUUUCUUCCGUCAUGGCCUAUAUGGACUUAUCUCCUCUACUUUUUUUCUAGUCGCUUUAUUCCGUACGACAUUCGUCCGGAUAUCCUCGUGAAAGUACUUCCUGCUUUAGAAGAUAUUCUAUAUGGCGUCAGCUUUUCGAACGUCCUUUCCGCAUGGACGCAUCCUGUCCUUGACCUAUUCGCUUGGAUUCCAUAUGGAUUGGGCCACUUCGGACUUCCCGCUAUUUGCUCCGUAAUCAUGUUUAUCUUUGCUGCUCCGGGCACCCUCCCGAUGUUCGCUAAAAGCUUCGGAUGGAUGAGCGUUUUGGGUGUAUCGAUACAGCUCUUUUUCCCAUGCACACCACCCUGGUACGAAAGGCUGCACGGUCUCGAGCCCGCAAAAUACGGGAUGCAGGGUUCCCCGGCCGGAUUAGCGCGGAUCGACGCACUCUUCGGCAUCGACAUGUACACCACCAGCUUUACAACGGCGCCCGUACCUUUCGGAGCUUUCCCAAGUCUUCACGCCGCCGACGCGAUCCUCGAAGCCUUGUUCAUGACUUAUUGCUUUCCCAAGCUUAAGGGUUUAUGCUUAUUCUACGUUUGUUGGAUCUGCUGGGCGACGAUGUAUUUGAACCACCACUACGCUGUCGAUCUGCUCGGCGGUGGCAUCAUCGCUUAUUCCAUCUUCGCUGUCGUUAGGAAAUACUGGCUGCCCAUUCAGCAGCCUGGGAAGACAUACCGUUGGCAAUACGAGUACGUCGAAAUUGGUGCUACGAAGAAGAACAAGACUCUAGACGAGGAGCUUGGAUAUGGUCCCAUCGGAGCCGCUAAGCGAAGUGCUGACCUGUCGGACGAAUUUACCGUCUUGGAUAGCUUCAUGCACUCGGGGUCAUCGAGCGGGAGCUCGAGCCCAACAUCAAGCACCCGGAGCGAUAAGAGCGAUAGGAGAAGAGAUUAAUUGCAUAGAAGAGACGGCAUUGGCAUUAUGAUACCACGAUACACUUAAUACUAGAGGAUAUGACGAAAUAUAUUAAUACCGCCGAAAGGCGAGAUCAAUACCCCAUCUAUGCCUUCCGCGAACUUGACAAACGAUCUACAUCUGUGAUAUCUCUGAAGAUACCGUUUUU
This is a messenger RNA of Daldinia vernicosa, 1606 nucleotides long. RefSeq names its product PAP2-domain-containing protein. Gene Ontology annotation, molecular function: inositol phosphoceramide synthase activity. The record is from RefSeq and is a predicted model, not a curated record. Bases 118 to 1437 code for a protein of 439 amino acids. The transcript is spliced from 3 exons. Lineage: Eukaryota; Fungi; Ascomycota; Sordariomycetes; Xylariales; Hypoxylaceae. Gene Ontology annotation, cellular component: inositol phosphoceramide synthase complex. Gene Ontology annotation, biological process: sphingolipid biosynthetic process; inositol phosphoceramide metabolic process.